Messenger RNA from Glycine soja, 2226 nucleotides. RefSeq names its product pentatricopeptide repeat-containing protein At2g04860-like. Gene Ontology annotation, molecular function: RNA binding; protein binding. Bases 146 to 2074 code for a protein of 642 amino acids. NCBI's taxonomy places the organism in Eukaryota, Viridiplantae, Streptophyta, Magnoliopsida, Fabales, Fabaceae. Gene Ontology annotation, biological process: RNA modification. The record is from RefSeq and is a predicted model, not a curated record. The transcript has 4 exons.
GAGAACUGUAUCUGUAUUUAGAACGUGGGUUAUCAUUGCUAAGGCUGUAAUACAGUAAUCUCUUGGCUCUUACGUCUUAAUACCGCACACCUUCAUACACCUUUGGGAGUGUGAAAAAGGAUGAUAAUUGCUCCCUUGUCAUGAAAUGAAACCUAAUCUGUCUCUCUUUCACUCUCUAUUCCAUGAUGCAAGCUGUGCACUCCUCAUCUUUCGACAACUGCUACAGUCUAAUGCCAAUCCCAACCAUCUUACCUUUUCUUUACUCAUCAAAGCGUUCCUCUCUUCCUCUUCUUUUUCUCGUGGAUCACCAACUACGAGGAUACAAGUAAACCAGAUUCCAACCCAGUUGUUGAAACGGGGCAUUGACCAAUUUCUAUAUGUAAACACCGCUCUCAUUGACUUCUACAUGAAACUUGGGUUUACCACUCACGCACGCCAACUGUUUGAAGAUUUGCCUUCUACAGAUGUUGUUUCAUGGAACGUUUUGAUUUGUGGAUAUACACAAAAUGGGCAUCCUCAUGAUGCCCUUCAACUCUUUGUCCACAUGCUAAGAGAGAGUUUCAGACCUAACCAAAUAACAAUUGCUAGUUUGUUACCAUCUUGUGGUCACCGUGAACUUUUCCUUCAAAGUAGAUCUGUUCACGCGUUUGGAAUCAAAGCUGGCCUUGGUUUGGAUCCUCAGUUGAAGAUGGGUGAGAAAAAUGUUAUCUCUUGGAAUACCAUGAUUGGUGCCUAUGGCCAAAAUGGUUUUGAGGACAAGGCAGUGUUGUGCUUUAAAGAGAUGCUGAAGGAAGGUUUGCUACCCAGUCCAGUGACAAUGAUGAAACUUAUGUCAGCUGAUGCAGUUGCAGAAACUGUCCAUUGCUAUAUUAUCAAAUGUGGCUUCACCAGUGAUGCUUCUGUUCAAGGGUUCACUGAUAUGGCGAAAUUGAUUUACGAAUAUUAUCCCACAAAAGACCUGAUUUCAUUAACUGGGAUAAUCUCUAGCUAUUCUGAAAAAGGCGAGGUAGAAUCUGUGGUUCAGGGUUUUAUCCAAACUGUGCAGUUAGACAUAAAACCAGAUGCAGUUGCCUUGAUUAGAGUCCUUCAUGGAAUUAGUGAUCCUUCUCAUUUUGCUAUUGGAUGUGCUUUCCAUGGUUAUGGAUUGAAGAGUGGGCUGAAUAAUGAUUGCUUAGUUGCAAAUGGGUUAAUAAGCACGUAUUCAAGAUUUGAUGAGAUACAAGCUGCUUUGUCUUUGUUUUUUGACAGGAGAGAAAAACCAUUGAUCACUUGGAAUUCUGUGAUAUCUGGCUGUGUUCAGGCUGGAAAUUCAAGUGAUGCCAUGGAGUUGUUCUUCCAAAUGAACAUGUGUGGACAAAAACCAGAUGCAAUUACUAUCACUAGUCUACUAUCGGGGUGUUGCCAGCUUGGGUACUUGCAGAUUGGAGAGACACUUCAUGGUUAUAUCCUUAGAAACAAUUUGAAAGUGGAAGAUUUUACAGUAACUGCUCUAAUAGAUAUGUAUACUAAGUGUGGAAGAUUAGAUUAUGCUGAAAAGGUAUUUUAUAGCAUCAAUGAUCCGAGGGCGAGCCCUGGUGCAGCGGUAAAGUUGUGCCUUGGUGACUUGUUGGUCAUGGGUUCGAAUCCGGAAACAGCCUCUUUGCAUAUGCAAGGUUUAUAUGGACUUGAACACAAAGCUUUCAGUUGUUUUUCUAAACUACAAGAACAAGGACUAGAACCUGAUAAAAUCACUUUCUUGGGAGUUUUAGCAGCUUGCACCCAUGGAGGACUUGUCUAUGCAGGAAUGGAAUACUUUCGUAUCAUGAGAGAAGAGUAUGGUUUGAUGCCAACUUUGCAGCAUUAUGCUUGCCUAGUUGGCCUCUUGGGUCGGGCAGGGUUGUUCAAGGAAGCAAUUGAUAUUAUUAACAACAUGGAAAUUCGGCCUGAUUCUGCUGUCUGGGUAGCAUUGCUAAGUGCUUGUUGGAUUCAACAGGAAGUAAAGCUUGGCCAAAAAUUUGUUUUUAUUGAAUUACAAAAACGGUGGAUUUUAUGUAUUAAUGUCAAAUCUUUAUGCGAUUGUUGGGAGGUGGGAUGAUGUAGCAAGGGUGAGGGGUAUGAUGAGAGACAGUGGAGGAGAUGGAUGUUCAGGUGUUAGUGUUAUUGAAGUGACACCCCUCAGAGACACGAAUAACAACUUGUGCCCGAGUGAGGUCGAUUUCAAUACAAGCAUUUGGCAACAUUUGUGUC